AUGGGCCGAAUAUUACUAUCGCAAAGCCAGGUCUCGGUCGUGGUCUCUUCUGGAGUCGUCCUGGUCUUCACAUUCUUGCUAUUCCUGUCGGGCUACGUGAUACAACAACGCACCAUCACGGAUUUACAAGCGGCGAUAAAACCACGAAUACCGAAGCCGCCACCGUCUCUGACAAUUCAGGAUCCGGAUGAUGAUCGAGCGGAGCUAUCAGCGAGCAGUCGCUUCUUCCACGGCAAUGGUCGAAUAGCGUACACCGACCUCGAGGCUGUACAGAAGGCGAGCGCAAGCGUGAAUUGGAAUCGCCUGGCUCAUAUACAACUUGCCCGGAACCACCACGAUGUGUGUAACGCGAUCAUGGUCCUGGCAGAUCUGCACAAACUGAAAAGUCCUGCUCGAAGACUAUUGCUCUUUCCGCGCGAGUGGGCGUUAGAGGAAGGCAAAAGGGGCGACUUCAGUGAUCCGUUCCUUGGAAGCAGUCGAAGACUAUUACGGAUGGCUGCAAGACGGUAUGGAGUUGAGUUACGGCCGAUUCAGCCAGUCAUCUUGGGCGAGGAGGAAGGUAGCACAUCUGUCUACUCUUUGGCGAGCGCGUAUGAGCUAUUAGACUUCGACCGUGUGCUCAGUAUAGAGACGCCGGGGCUACUACAGGAUGCACUACCACUGGAUGCAGUGCUGGCUUUCACCGAACCGACACCAUUCGCAAUGCUGCAGGACAGCGCGCAAGGCGAUGGCGUGCACUCGGCAGAUUUACUACUCAUACAGCCUUCAAUUGAAGUGCAUACGGAUCUUGUGGAGCAGAUCACAGCAGAAGCGAGCACUUUUAACGACACACUAUUACCACUCUUGUUCAAAGAGCCAUUACUACUGGCCUCGACGACAGACGACCAGUCGCUCAUCCGCUCGAUUGGCAUCCUACAUGACGUGCUUUCACCGGCCACGCCGGCAUUUAAUGGUACAGCAUACUUGUCGGAUGUCUCAUACAUACGCUUCUCAGAUCCUAAGCUACCCGGACCGGAGUAUGAUGUACCCUGGAGCCAGAAGGUCGUAGCGAGACCGCAUAACAAGGACGCCGACUGGACGUGGACCAAGCUGUAUGGACAGUUUGCGCAGAGACGAAUGGAGGUGUGUGGGCUUGACUUGGAGACUUGGCGACCAUAA
Messenger RNA from Recurvomyces mirabilis, 1158 nucleotides. RefSeq lists its product as uncharacterized. The record is from RefSeq and is a predicted model, not a curated record. The transcript has a single exon. Lineage: Eukaryota; Fungi; Ascomycota; Dothideomycetes; Mycosphaerellales; Teratosphaeriaceae. Bases 1 to 1158 code for a protein of 385 amino acids.